CUUUCGUUUAGACUUAAAUCGGUUGUAAACGUCGCAUAUAAAUGUACCACUAAAUAUUUUUGCACCUACUUCGUAUUUUGCUUUGAAAUUUUUUAAAUACAAUUCUGCCAUAAAAAUUUAAAUUUUCAGUUCAAACCGAAACACAGCCACGCAAACAACUGCUUUAUGGUUGAAACACGAAUGGGACAGAGGUACCCAAGCAAUCGACUUUUGUACAAAGUCUCCCUCUGGUGACAUUUAUUAAGUGAUAUUUUCAAACGACUUCAAAAACAACGAUGUUCUCAAAUCAGUUGUAUUCUUUUACGUCUGUAACCUCAGGAUACCGUUGUUUGUAAACCACUUUCGACUUGAUCUGAAAAGACAUACUUUUAAACUAAUUCCGUAGAAAUUUAAUCAAAAUUGAUUCAAUAGUUUAGUUUUAAAACCAAAAUAACUGGGUUUUCCACGAUCAAAAUGGGUAUUUUUUUUCGUAGAAAAAAUCUUUUUUUUUUUAUACAACUUAGAAUGGCGAACAAGCUAACAGCCCACCUGAUGGAAAGUGGUAACCGUCACCUAUAGACAUGAGCAGUACCAUGGACUUUGUUGCUAUUUUUUUUGCCCAAUUCUUAAGGAAAAUUAUUUAGAUUCCCUAAUAAAAUACACGUCAUUUUCAGUUUUUUUUAAUAGUUGGCAGUGGAGUGGUUACCCUCCCUGCGCUAACGGUAAACGCUGAGAGGACACCAGAGACAGAUGAUAGUUAGACAAAAACAACUUUACAAUCGGAUAUGCAAAUGUAUUCAUUGUACUCACAAUAUUCACUCGGGGAGACACGUCCCCGACCACGACCAAGACCAAAGAACAGAUGGCCGGUGUCCGUCGCGAGGAGUUGUGUACGCUGCGGUAAGGAAUUCUGCCUCUUCACUACCAUACAUGGGUUCAAUCACAUCGCCGUGCCAGGAAGACAUUGGACCGAACGAGUGCUGUGGGUGUGCUUAACUGUGGGUGCGAUAUGGGGCGCGAUAGGAGUCUCAUUGGGACAAUGGCAACGGUACAACGAGAAUCCGACCGUUGUGACCCUGGAAAAGGAUUUCAGGACUUGGAUGUUCAAUAUGCCCGCCAUCACCGUAUGUAGCAAGGACCGAGUAGACCCGAAGAAAUUAGAGAAGACUAUCACGAAAUACUGGGGCGUCAACCAAUUGGAUGCCAAGUACGAAUAUUACAGCCAGUUUGUCAGCACCGUGGCCAACUCGGACCUGUUCCACCUGCAAGAGUACGAGACGUAUAAGGAUGACGAGAGCCUCAACGUAGACCUUUAUCAGCUGACUGUUGAUGUGAUGCCAGAGUUUCUGGUGAAGCCAAGUUGGGUUCACGGGCUGGACAUCAAGUGGACACCCACUAUGACCGAAUUAGGCGCAUGCUACGUCACCAACUCGGUUGCAAUCGCCGACACAGCUAUUGUGAAACCAGAUGUCAACGAUACAAAACUGUUCCCGCUAACAUGCAAAUACUCAUCUCUCAGAUGCUACGUGCUGCUCGAGAUUGUCAAUGAUACGCUGAUGUUCACACACUCCCCGUACGACGUACUGGACUCGUCAGUGCCACCGUCGCUGACGGUGCGGUCACUAGACCGGAACAUAGAGUUGAGUGUUGCGGAGACGAGGUGCGGGAAGGGGGUGCGGGAGCUGUCGCCGCUGAGACGAGGCUGCUUGUACACGGACGAACCAGUACAGGCUGGCAGGAAGGUAUACAGUACAAACUCGUGUCGUCUCUCGUGCAGGAGCAAGUUGGCAUUAAAGCUUUGUAAAUGCCGCCCUUUUUACUAUUUUUAUGAAGAAGGUCCAGCUUGCACCCCGUCUGGUAUGUGGUGUUUGGCGACAGUGUCCCAUCGUCUGGUCAACAACGAUGGUAUAAAAUGCUCAUGCACUGCACCAUGCCUUGAUGCUGUAUAUAAGGAUAUCUCGACAAGUGAACAGUUUUGGACCAGCGGGCAGUUUGUGGACCGUGGCUCCGUGAAGUACACGGUGCAGCCACCGCGCUCGCGGUACACCAGGGAGAUUGUGUUCCACUUUCAGGAUUUAAUUGUAUCAUUCGGCGGUGCAGCUGGCUUAUUCCUCGGCGCCAGCUUCAUCAGCUUCGUGGAGAUCCUGUACUUCGUAUUCGAGAAGGUCAUCGUGCUAAUCACCAAGCGGAAUUUGGUGAAAGAACAGAAAGUCCAAGAGAAGAGAGCAGUUGUACAAAGUUGUGAAAAGAAACGCAUUCUUGAGCUCAACAAGAUACUCGAACAAGGAAAACGUUACGAACCGUUUAAAAUGUACUAAAUUGUAUAAAUUGCAAGAGAGGCGUUUAUCAACUGUUACCUUUAUAUAGAUAGAUAGAUAGAUACUCCUUAUUGUUUCCUCCAAAAGAUUACAAUAGUAAACUUAUUAUAAAUAUAAAUAAUUACAAGAAAUGAUCAUAGUGAGAAAACAAUGGGCGGCCUUAUCGCUAAGAGCGAUCUCUUGCAGGCAACCUUUGGAUGGAGAGGAGUAGUUAUAAACAGUGUUAUAUUUUUUAUUUAUUUACCAGAAACUAAAUCUUGCCAAUACAAUUGAUAACAAUAUUCAACACGGCUAUAUUUCGCCAAACGGAUUUUAGUGCAACGUGGCAGAGAAGCCGUGUGGUCCCGGCAUAGAAUAAGCCACCCGUUCCUUUCCCGUUGUGUCGUGUCGACUACAGAAACUAAAUGGUCGACAGAUGGGCAGCAGUGUACCUCUUUUAACAUUCCAAACUAAAGCUAAGCCUAACUGCGGUUGCCAAUCCGCUUGCUAACGUUCCACGUGGUCCCCCCUGGAAACCAUCGUGUUAAAUUUCAAAAGAAUUUAUCACGAUGGGCUUACUGCGUUACCUGCGUUUCAUCCUCACCUAUCAUCCCUCACUAGUGCCCCUUCGGUGUAUACUGAUAGCUCAAGCGGGGUUACCAUACCAUUAUCACCUAUUAAAAAAAAUCCUCAUGACCUUCGAUCCUAUAAAGGUAGUAUCUAAGCCGAGAUGCUCUCAAAAACAUGGUUAAAAAUAGGAACAGUUUUCUGAUAAAUAAAAACGUGAUCAAGUCAGUAUAAAGGGUUCAAAAAUAAUACAUUUCAUUUUUCUUGGGGAAUGUUGCUUAUUUUAAUAAAUAUAUACUGUCACUAAAAUACAUUCUCAAAUAGCAAUAUGACAUGACGUCAACAGCUAGUCAUUUUUGAGUUGCGACCUUAAAAUGACCAAACUAUGACGUCCCAUUAUCGUCACAGACGUCACCAUAGGUCGCGACCUAAAAUGACCAAACUAUGACGUCCCAUUAUCGUCACAGACGUCACCAUAGGUCGCGACCUAAAAUGACCGAACUAUGACGUCCCAUUAUCGUCACAGACGUCAUCAUAAGUUUUCUGUUAAAGAAAAUUACACUUUAAUCUCAAAUCUCAAAUAAAUCAAAAAUUGUAAUAAUAAUUAAAACACAUUAUUGAACGAAAA
Galleria mellonella (greater wax moth) is the source of this 3471-nucleotide messenger RNA. RefSeq lists its product as uncharacterized. Gene Ontology annotation, biological process: sodium ion transmembrane transport. Gene Ontology annotation, molecular function: ligand-gated sodium channel activity. Lineage: Eukaryota; Metazoa; Arthropoda; Insecta; Lepidoptera; Pyralidae. The record is from RefSeq and is a predicted model, not a curated record. The coding region runs from base 765 to 2297 and encodes 510 amino acids. Gene Ontology annotation, cellular component: membrane. The transcript is spliced from 12 exons.